CAACAACCUUGACCCGAACAACAAUGAUGAUGAUGAUGAUGGGCAUGUUUGGCCGAGGGGUGUCCUUGGCAAGCAACGGCGCUGCGAUAGCGAGGGGGCUGGGGCUGCAGGCGGCUAAAGCAUGGGCAGGCGUGCCACGAGCUGGUGCUUGCGCUUUGAGUCUCGGCAACCAUGCGCAGGGAAGGCGAGGUGGGCCAGUGGCUGCUGAGCCAGCAACGACGUUGCCACCGCUGUCGUGUCAGUGCCGUGCAUACAGCACCAUCAGCAAGCAACGGCCAGACCUGACGCCAGUCGGGUUCCUACGCAGCCUGCGCAUCCGUUGGCAGCUGUACAACCUCAGGAAGCCAUGGGGGUUUGACCCCGACGAGUUCAUUCAGGGCGCGCGCAUGGUCUGGGAGCAACUUCACGCCAUUGUGCGGGAUGGGGACAUGGAGUCGCUGCAGUCAAUGAAGCGCAGCAUGACACCGCUGGUGUACCGAGAACUCAAGCACAGAGCACGCGAGCGUGAGGAUGAGUCGCACCACAAGCUGCCGGCCGUGCUGGAGGACGCGCACAUCAUCAACGUCUUCGGCAACAUCUCCAGCCAGGAGAUCAGGCUGUCCAUAUUGGUGGAGUUCCUGGCGCGGUACACCCCAACAGAGGACGAGCGCGAUGACUUCUGGGACCUGCAGCAGUGGGUGUUUGAGACCCCAAUCCUCACCUUCCGAGACGAAGGCUACGCGACUGACCCUGUGCAAGAGCUCACCUGGACCCUCACCUCGCUCAACAGGCCGUUCACAACCAAGGCUCCUCCCUCCUCCCGUGAUUCCGGUCGCCCAUUCUUCUGAGUCAGGCCGUGGAGAACAUGAGCAAGGCACAUGGCUCUGUGUGUGUGUGUGUCUGUGUGUGUGUCUGUGUCUGUGUCUGUGUGUGUGUGUGUGUGUCUGUCUGUCUGUCUGUCUGUCUGUC
Molecule: messenger RNA, 948 nt
Organism: Salpingoeca rosetta
Lineage: Eukaryota; Choanoflagellata; Craspedida; Salpingoecidae
Exons: 3
Coding region: 24-827 (267 amino acids)
Source: RefSeq, a predicted model, not a curated record